This is a messenger RNA of Xyrauchen texanus (razorback sucker), 4009 nucleotides long. RefSeq names its product tyrosine-protein phosphatase non-receptor type 11-like. Gene Ontology annotation, biological process: protein dephosphorylation. Lineage: Eukaryota; Metazoa; Chordata; Actinopteri; Cypriniformes; Catostomidae. The transcript has 16 exons. Bases 152 to 1924 code for a protein of 590 amino acids. Gene Ontology annotation, molecular function: protein tyrosine phosphatase activity. The record is from RefSeq and is a predicted model, not a curated record.
UCCAAAUCCCAGAUUAAACACCCCCAGCUCUCUUUCCAACAAGCAGCACUCCUACAAGUCCCUGCCCCCCUCUUCCUCCUUGUGUAACUGUACUGAGCGUGGAUUACUAAGCUCUGAAGCAAAGCGGGGGCUCUGUCAGGCUCCGACCAGAAUGGUGAGGUGGUUUCAUCCCAACAUCACUGGGAUAGAGGCAGAACACCUCCUCCUGACACGGGGCGUCCAUGGCAGCUUUCUAGCGAGACCCAGCAAGAGUAACCCAGGAGAUUUCACUCUCUCCGUCAGGAGGAACGAUGAGGUCACCCACAUUAAAAUCCAGAACUCAGGGGACUAUUAUGACCUGUACGGAGGGGAGAAGUUCGCCACAUUGGCCGAACUGGUGCAGUACUAUACCGAGCAGCAAGACCUCCUGCGGGAGCGGAACGGAGAUGUCAUCGAGCUCAAAUACCCCCUAAACUGCAAAGAUCCCACAUCUGAGAGGUGGUAUCAUGGGCAUCUCUCGGGUAGAGAUGCUGAAAAGCUCCUCAUGGAGAAGGGCAAGUCUGGCAGCUUCCUGGUGAGAGAGAGCCAAAGUAAACCAGGAGAUUUUGUGCUUUCUGUCCUCACUAAUGAAGAAAAGCAUGAAAAUGUGGACCGCAAAACUAAAGUCACCCAUGUCAUGAUACGUUAUCAGGAUGGUAAAUAUGAUGUAGGAGGAGGAGAGAGGUUCGACACUUUAGCAGAUUUAGUCGAGCACUAUAAGAAGAACCCAAUGGUGGAGAAAAGUGGAAUUGUUGUGCACCUUAAACAGCCGUUCAAUGCCACAAGGAUAAAUGCAGCAAAUAUUGAAAACAGGGUGCGAGAAUUAAAUAAAGUUGCUGACAGUUCAGAGAAACCCAAGCAAGGCUUCUGGGAAGAAUUUGAGGUUUUACAGCAGCAAGAAUGUAAACUCCUUUAUCCCAGGAAAGAGGGACAGAGACCAGAAAAUAAAAAUAAGAACCGAUACAAAAACAUUCUACCCUUUGACACCACUCGAGUGCAGAUCAAGGAGGUGGAUCUUGACGUGCCUGGCUCUGAUUACAUCAAUGCCAACUACAUUCGAAGCAUGCACGAAGAAGGUCGUCAUGUGGAUGAGGGUAAAGUGUUUAUCGCCACUCAGGGUUGCCUUCAGAACACUGUCUUAGACUUCUGGAAAAUGGUGUACCAGGAAAACACUCAUGUUAUUGUCAUGACGACCAAGGAGAUGGAGAGAGGGCGGAAUAAGUGUGUGCGGUACUGGCCGGACUUAAAUUCCACUAAGGAGUUUGGGAAGGUGUGUGUGAAGAACACUGAGGAACAUACAGCUCAGGACUACAUACGGCGAGAGCUGGAGGUUACACGUCUUGACAGGAGAGAGCCACCCAGGUUUAUCUGGCACUACCAGUACCUGAGCUGGCCUGAUCACGGUGUUCCCAAUGAACCUGGAGGGGUUCUUAGCUUCCUGGAGCAAGUAAACAGGACUCAGAGUGCCAUUGCUGAGAGUGGACCCAUAGUGGUUCACUGCAGUGCAGGGAUUGGAAGAACUGGCACAAUUAUUGUGAUUGACAUACUUAUUGACAUCAUAAACAGACAAGGGUUGGAUUGUGACAUUGACAUUCCAAAGACCAUUCAGAGAGUGCGCCAGCAGCGAUCCGGUAUGGUGCAGACUGAAGCCCAGUACAAGUUCAUAUACAUGGCUGUUCAGCAAUACAUCGACACUGCUCAGAAGAGACUAGAAGAGGAGCAGAGGAACAAAACAAAGGAGAGAGAAUACUCUAACAUCAAAUACCCACAGAUGACAAAUUCCAGAGCCAAGCCAAAUACGAGCUCAUCUCGUACUUCAUCUGUAACGAACGAUGACUCUGGUGUGUAUGAAAAUGUAAACAUCAAGAAUCCAAAGGGCUCUGCAUGUGGUAACACCCGGAGAUAAGCCAUGUGGGCUGCUGUCUUAGAAGCUCUGAAAUUCGAACAGAGGUGCGCUGUAGAAGCACCUGACCAUGGAGCAACUCUGAAGGGGACUGGCAGCACCUACUGUACGCUUCAAGCUGGAGAUUCCACAGAGAUCUCCACAUCUCCUCUCUUUUUCUCCUGCCUCCCCUCUCAGCCGAGUCUGAAAAGCUCACACUCCAAAACCAAGUGCCUGAUCUGCAGCCGAAACUGCUCCUACAGAGAGGAGGAUGUUUGACUUGGUGCUUUCUCUUCCCCCUUGUUGUAUAAUAAUCACUGCACUAAUCUACAUUUGUAUAUGUCUGAAAUAUAUUAAAUAUUCAUAUUUACACUCGGUGACAUAACUUAGAUGAAGCUACACUCUUUCCACAUGCUCUAUGUUUCCAGACCUUGCUUUGUCUACUGGAUGUGGUCUACUGUAACCAAAGACCUUUUCUAGAUCACUCAGUAUCGCACGAGUACCAGUCAUUAGCACUGUGUUGAGUGAUGCUCGUGGCUUGGUGAUGUAAGAAGAACAGAUCUACACCACCUGUGCUACCCCUCAGGAAUCACCCCUUUUCUUUGGAGGUGAUGUAAGCUGGAGUGAUGGUUGCUCUGAGAGGCUGGUCAAUGUGUGACCAGUGAAUCGGAUUCCUAGUCAUUAGUUGUUUCAAACAGACUGAUUUGGUACAGUGUGAUAGGAUUUAUACAGUAUGUGCCAAUUAGCAGCCUGUGCAUCAUGUCUGUAAAAUCUUCUGCUUUGAUGCUGUUUUAUUGAGUGUUACCGCCGAGCUAAUGAAAAUUCUUAAUCCAGUAAUUUAAAAGGCUUAAUCCAGACGUGGCUAUUAUUGGUUUAGGUCAGCGUCUUUGGGGAUGUCACAAGAUGUCAGAAUGCUGCAGAUGAGUUUGGCUGGACGUGUGUUGGCUUAUAAAAACAAACAAAAAAACAAGGGCAUGAUGUGUAUGAUUAAUCACAGCAUCUGAAUGUGAAAGUGGCAUUAUUGUUGAUGGCCACAUGACUGGUUUUGUGUUGUCACGAGCAGAAGAGUUCUGGAAUGUGGUUCGAGUCGAGGUGGAUUGGGUCUGUUUUUGAGUGGAUGGCUGUAUUUGAAAGGACAAGAUGUAUGGAGAAGUUUUUAUGUUUUAUAGAUCUCUGGGAAGUGUAAAAGCAAUGUUUAUCACUGCUUAUUAAAAUCACUUAUGAUAAUACAUGUUAAAUCUGUUUUAAGCUGUAUAAGAGCAUUUUUACAGUGCAAGUAACAUAUGAAUGUACUGCUUUUGACUGAAGACUGAAUACAUUCUAAUCUGCGAUUUACGUACCUGAUCGUGUGUGUGUACCUGAUCGUGUGUGUGUGUAUUAUCCUUGAAAGCUUGGAUGCUGUUUUUAUGAUCUUACUGUUUCAUUUGGUUUGAAUUUUCUCUUUUCCUUUGUUAAAAAGAGUAAGGGGUCAAUAUUUUGAGUGUGAGAUAUGUAGACUUCAGUACUUGACAUUUAUUUUGAAUCUUUGCUGCAAGGUUGUGUAUAUGGCAGAAAGUUCGAUGUUCAGAAUAUACAACAUAUAUUUUAAGUUUUUGGUGUUUGCCAUCAUCGUGGUAUUUUGUGUUAAAUAUCUGUUGUUCCUUUUUCCUGUUUUUGCUCAAUUAUUGAUCUGGUGUCAGUUGUACAUUUCAGUUGUUUGUUAAUACAUGAAUGGAAAUAUUCACAGCUAAAUUCUACAAAUUGUUUUAGAAUGCUUUAACUAUUAUUAUUUUUAUGAUUGUAAUUAUUAUACAAAUAUUGACCGUUAUGAAGCAAUUUGCUAGCUUUAUCACAAUUUUAAAGUCUUCUCUUUACAUUUACUUGAAUACUAUGUUGGUGGGUCUUUUUUAAUUUCAGUUUUUUUCUGGUGGUGAUCAAUAGGUUUGAUCUGAAUAGUGUUGUGCCGACUGUCCUUGUGUGGUAAAGACUGUGUUCCCUCUUGCACUGGUUCAGCCUAAAAUGCCUUCUGCCCUGGCAAAUACAGCUGAUGUAAUGACUGCAUCUCUAAUGAUGAUAAAAUAUUUGAUAUUAAAUAAAAGUGUACACUGAAAAAAUUCGCCUAAUUUUGUC